CCAGACUCACAUCCCUCAUAUGAACCAUUCAGAAGCAAGUAAGGAACGUUUUUAAACCGGAGUUCCAAAAUGGAGUCUAAAUGUUUCUGUUCCUUCACCUUUAUCAUCACAAUCUACAUAACAGGUGUCUCCUCUCAGAGGCUGAUUCCAUCUGCGAAUCCUCUGGCUGUCGGAGGAAAUGUCACUCUUACUCUGAAUCCUCAGAUGAACAUCGGUGCUGGCAGUUGGCUGUUAGAUGGGAACAUCCUGGUGUUCUGGUACCCAGAUAAUGUUAUAGUGACUGACAGUUUCAAAGGGCGAAUGUCUUUCAACUCAUCCACAAGGCAGAUCUCUCUGUAUUCAGUACGAGUGUCCGAUUCUGGUCUCUACGUACUACAAGGCGUGACUCCAUCUGUAAAAGCAGAACUUGAACUGUCUGUUCAGGAGCCAAUCACGAAUGUGUCUCUGACAGUAAGUAAGACAAAUCUGGUGGAGUUUAAAGACAGUGUCACGUUCACCUGCACUGCCCAUGGCACACCAUUAGUGUUCUCAUGGUAUAAUGGCAGCUCCGAGGUCAAAGCAGCCAAUGUUCAACUCAUUAAUAAUGGAAGUGGUCUCAUUAUUAGCAAUGUAACAAGAUAUGACAGUGGGCCUUUCAUCUGUUCUGUGGCGAAUGGCAUCAGUAAUGGAAAAAGCAGGUCGAUUUCCCUCGAUGUCAGCUAUGGUCCCAGCAACCUGAUAAUGGCAGUUUUGCCAAACACGAUGGAACACGUUUCAGGAUCAAACAUCACGUUGUCCUGUUCUUCUGAAUCCAAACCUACAGCAUUAUUCCAUUGGUCCUACAAUGACAUUUCUCUUAAUAUAACCAGCCCAACCUUCCAGCUUACCAACGCCACUCAGAACCAGACAGGAGCAUAUGCCUGCAUUGCUCAAAACACUGUGACUCUCAGAUAUGCCACAGUCACCAGAACCAUCAGCAUCAUUGACCCAAUAUCGGCUACUCCAUUGGUGCCUUUUGGUGAGCCACCAAUAUUCAACAAUUCAUUUUCCUUGACCUGUGUCAUCACGGGACCUGUGGACUCUGUUCAUUGGAUAAAGGAUGGCGUGUACCUGUUUCCUGACAGCAGACUUUCUCUCUCUAACCAAAACAAGACGCUCACAUUUAAUCAUCUCACUCUCUCUGAUGAUGGAAAAUACCAGUGUGUAGCAAGCAACACUGUGAGCAAUGUGACCAGCACGGCCUACUAUCUAAUAGUUAAUUAUGGUCCAUGGUCCACUAGGAUUUCUGGCCCAGUAAGAGCUGAAGUAGGUUCUAAUGUGACACUAAAUUGCUCUGCUUCCUCUCAACCUGCCAGUCAAUACAGCUGGUUCUUCCAAGGUUCUAAAGUGGCGGAGGGCUCUGUGUAUCACGCUGACUCUCUUUUACUAAACAGCAGUGGAGAAUACACUUGCCUAGCCCACAAUAACUUCACAGGAAUAAACAGCAGUGCUACGUGGAACUUAACUGUCGUUGUGGGCAUUUCCUCAGUGGUGGUGACUCCCAAUACUCUCGUCCCUCUGGCCUCCAAGGAUAUGCAGCUCUUCUGUAACGUGACUGGCGUAUUUGAAAGCAUCCAGUGGCUAAAAGACAACCAGCCAUUAAAUACAACAGCCACAAAAUCCAUUUAUAUGAAUAACACCAUUGUAGAUUUCCACCCUCUGCAGAUCACUGAUGAUGGAUUAUAUCAGUGUGUUGCCACAGAUAUUUUUCGACCACACGUUAGCCAGGCGUACCAUCUAAUAGUUAAUUAUGGACCAGUGGACCUGACUAUAACAGCUGACAUCAAAAUCGUCAGUGUCUUAACGUGCAAUGCGAAGUCUCAGCCACCAAGUGUUUACCACUGGCUCUUUAAUAACACAGUCAUUAAUGAGGAAGCCAUGUUAAUUUUACCUGUAAUGUCUCCUUGGGGUAACUACACCUGUGUGGCCAUAAACCCCCUAACCAAUGACACAUUGUCUACUUCCUAUGUUUUUUCAGAACACAAUGCAGUGGCCCCUCUUCAGACUAAUGUGUUGCUGACUGCUUUGUGUGCUCUUGUUCUUCCUGUAUUAAUGAUGAUGAAGCCCUUCUGAGCUGCUAAACGAGACCUGCUAACUGACUCGCAAAUCGACUGUAUUAUGCAUUCCCUCUGCCUGAAGUCUAGCAUCUUAAUUUUAUUAUUCACGCUCCCUCAGAUUAAAGCCAGAUAAUUAAAUCAGUUCUGUUUUCCUGCAUCAUAAUAUUAAGAAUAUUGAACUUUGAAUUCCUAGACAAGUCAUAUGUUCUCUAUGGAUUUACAGUGAGCUCUGGGGUGUGAUGGUUGUUUUGUUAGAAGAAUAAAAAACAGAGGACCGGAUGACUUGAGCCAUUUUCCAGAAAAGUAUCACUAAUUCCACAUACCAAAAUGACAUGCAGAGAUCCGGGUGACAACAGGGCAAGUCUUGGCAUAUUCAAGUACCUGCUUUUCACAAAACAAAUCAACCAUCAAAAUGUCCUGCUAGUACCAUCUAGUGCACAUUAAUUUUGCCAGGACAGGAAAAAAAAAGUUUUUGUCAGAAUGAUCAAUGCUUACACAAAUUCUCAUUUUUCAGCA
Molecule: messenger RNA, 2591 nt
Organism: Pangasianodon hypophthalmus (striped catfish)
Lineage: Eukaryota; Metazoa; Chordata; Actinopteri; Siluriformes; Pangasiidae
Product: carcinoembryonic antigen-related cell adhesion molecule 1
Exons: 9
Coding region: 70-2091 (673 amino acids)
Source: RefSeq, a predicted model, not a curated record